AUGAAAUUGGAGUUAACUGUAGUAGAAGAGGGAAGCAGAGGAGGAUCCAUUGGGCUUGAUAGGGAAAGAGCAUCGAAGAGACUGUUAUGGGCCAGCAAUGAUUCUGGAGGCCAGCGAAGCUCUGAAUCGAGAAAGGGAAAGAAUGGAAAUGCGCUUCCCAAGAACUUGAACAAAGGAAGUGGGUCUUUUGAGGAGAAACAGAAGACAACACAAAAGAUUCCUAAGAGGAUGGAAGUCCCGGUGGUAGAGGAUGAGGACAGCAAGGUCAAAACAAGUGAGAAAGUUAAAACAUUAAAUUCCUUCAAGGAACUCUGCUCCCAAGCUUUAGUAAAUGCACUUGGGAAGGAAUACACUGUCCCAACAAUCAUACAAAAGUAUUGCAUACCAUCCAUGGUUGAAGGGCGGAAUCUCAUUUGUAGGGCCCCGACAGGGAUGGGGAAGACCAUGUGUUUUUUGAUUCCCAUUAUAGAAAGGUAUAAACAAAUGAAAAAGCCACAGGCGUGCAUUAUUUCCCCGACAAGAGAGCUUUGUGAGCAGAUUCGAACCGAGACCUCGAAGCUUGUGUAUGGAAGCAAGAUCAGGGUUGUAUCGAUCUACGGUAAGAAGCAGGACCUUCCCAGCUAUGCCGGUGUCGAUAUUAUAGUUGCAACACCUGGAAGACUCAUAGAUCUAUUGCACAAAGGAAGGGUGGAUCUUUCCGAAAUAAAAAUGUUUGUCUUAGAUGAAGCAGACAAGCUUCUAGACAUGGGGUUUGAGGUGCCCAUAAAGGAAAUCCACAAGUAUAUUCCCAAGAAUACACAAACAUGUCUCUUCAGUGCCACGUAUUCACCAAAGCUAACACGGAUGAUAAACUACUUUCUUCCGGAAGAUAAAGUAUCGGUUGAGAUACCUUCUGAGACCCUUAGGAACAUCAAGCAGGAGAUUGUGGAGGUUCGGAACAAGAAAAAGGCGUUGUUAAGUAUCCUCCAGAACUCGGACAUCAAUCUCAAGGGAUCGUGGAGGAUGGAGGUUCAGCCCGAUAAAGUCCUUGUAUUUGUUGAAAGAAAAAGUGAAUGUGGAGAGGUCGAGAAGGUCUUGAAGAAAAGCGGUGUUUUAUGUGUCACCCUGCAUGGGGACAAGGAGCAAUCUGACCGCAAUGAGGCACUGAAGGGGUUUCGCAAUGGGAGGUUUCCGGUGAUGGUUGCAACUUCUGUCGCUGCCAGAGGUAUAGACAUCAAGGACAUAAAGCUGGUGAUAAACUACGACAUUCCAAGGGAUAUAAAGGAGUAUAUUCAUAGAAUUGGACGUACUGGGCGUGAAGGAAAAUCAGGGAAAUCGAUUUCAUUUUAUGAUGGGGGAGUGAGUGCAGAUUUCAAGAAAGCAUUAAUAGAAGUUCUAAGGGAGUCCAAAAAUCCAGUCCCCUCCUUUCUGUCUGAUGUUGCAGAGGAUUUUGAUGCUAAGCUUCAAAGGUUGAAGAUAAGUGCAGACAAGGAGACGUCGGAUGAUGAGGAAGUAGGCCUGUGGGGGGAUGUCUCCCUUGGGUAA
This is a messenger RNA of Encephalitozoon romaleae SJ-2008, 1524 nucleotides long. RefSeq names its product DEAD box ATP-dependent RNA helicase. Gene Ontology annotation, cellular component: nucleus. The record is from RefSeq and is a predicted model, not a curated record. The coding region runs from base 1 to 1524 and encodes 507 amino acids. The transcript has a single exon. Gene Ontology annotation, molecular function: ATP binding; RNA binding; RNA helicase activity. Lineage: Eukaryota; Fungi; Microsporidia; Unikaryonidae.